AGAUAUUAAAUAUUUUAAAAAUGAAGGGUCUUUUUUGUUUAGGAGUAGGAAUAUUAAUGACCUAAUAAGAAAAUAGUGUUCAUGCUUGGUUAUACAGAGAUGAUAUUGGUGCCUUUUGGGGUAUCAAGGGAUAUGAAGAGUAAGUGACAGAAGUAGGUACACAUAGAGGACAUAUGUCAUGGCCUUAAUAUAGAUUUUUAGGGACAUUCGAUUCAGGUAGUGUUAGAAGAGGGUAUAUAUAUAAUAAUGAUUGUUUAGAUUUCUGGUAUUUUCUAGAAAUUGUGCUAAUUGUCAUGGUAUUGUGUAUAAAAAAUAUGAUGUUUUAUUGGAUAAAGUUUAUAAGCAAUUAGAAUUGGCUGCAUUAGUUAGUAAUUUUACAAUUCAUCCUGCUCAUCAUCACUUUAAGUAAUUUUACUAUUAAGAAUGGGAUGAAAGAGACAGAUAUAUUCACGACAGUAAAUAUAAGAUUAAUGAAUAGGAAUAUAUCCCCCAUAUUUCUCAUAAGAUUAAGCUAAGAAUGCUAAUGGUGGUGUAUGGCCAACAGACUUUUCUAAGAUUAGACUUAGACCUGGAGGCAUUAAUUACAUUUACAAUAUUUUGACUGGAUAUCAUUAUAAACCUUACUAAGGUUUAGAUGUUCCAAAAGGAAAAGCCUAUAAUCCAUAUUUUGAUCAUAUGAUUAUUGGUAUGGUUAGAUAAUUACAUGAUGGUAUUGAUAUCAAUUCAUAUAUAAUAGGACUUGUUGAUUAUGAAGAUGGUACUCCUGCCUCAACUCCUUAAAUGGCAUUUGAUGUUACUAAUUUCAUUUAAUUUGUUUAAAGAAGAAGUGGUUUCUAAAGACCAGAUAAAACUGUUAGAUAUUAUAUGUUUUUAACUGGUGUUGCUUUAAUAUAUCCAUUUGCCUACUUGAAAACCAGAGGAUUUUAUAGAAACAAUCUUUCUCUCAGGUAUCAUGUCAUUCUUAUUAUUCAAAGAUGGGAAAUGUAUGCAGUUAGAGAUGGUGUCUAUUAUAAUCACUUCAAAAAAGGAUGGAAGAAUUCCAGAGCUAUACAAUUUAGAGGUCAAGUCUGGGCUUGAUUUAUAUUCAUUAUUCAAAAAUAAUAUAAAUAUUAU
Molecule: messenger RNA, 1113 nt
Organism: Paramecium sonneborni
Lineage: Eukaryota; Ciliophora; Oligohymenophorea; Peniculida; Parameciidae
Source: the annotation of a GenBank genome assembly